This is a messenger RNA of Cinara cedri, 2376 nucleotides long. The record is from the annotation of a GenBank genome assembly. NCBI's taxonomy places the organism in Eukaryota, Metazoa, Arthropoda, Insecta, Hemiptera, Aphididae.
AUGGUAAGUAAAAAUUUUUAAUACAAAUAGGUAUGCAUUUAUUUUUAUUUUUUACAUGCAUAUAUAUUAUAGUAUUGUGUUAUGUAUAAUAAAUUUACUACACUUGAGUAGUAUUUGAAUAGUAGGUUGGUACAAAAAUGUAAAAAAAAUAAUUAUUUUUUAUGUCAAUAUUCAAUGACUUGAAUGGACUAAGUUUUACUUUUUGAUUUUAUUUUUUGUUCGUGUCCUACAACAUUAUGCAUUAAACAUAAUUUCAAUUUUGUCUAAGAUUCUUUUUAAAUUAUCAUAGUUAUUACUGUUUAUAAAUGUUAUUAUUAUUAGUUUUUGUUUAAAAAAUUCUAACAGAACCUUACUACUAAGUGAAAUAUACCUAACUAUGAAUAGAAGUAUAAUAAUCAAUAGGUUUAGAUAGGUAGGUUCAAACUGGAUACCUGUAUACCUAUCUGUGUGUAUUUAUAUUUCACUGUAAUCAGAUUUCGUUGUUUGUUAACAAAUCAAGAAUGGACAAAUUUGUAAUUGUAAUUUUAUAUAUUUCAGUCUAUAGCUGAAUUUAUUGAUGGCAUGCCAUCAUUUGAUAAACGCAAUUUUUCUCGAUUUCAAUCAAACCAUGGGCGAUAUAAGCGUAUACCGAUUUAUUUAGCUACAACAGAAACACCAUCUGAUCAAGGUUUGUAAUUAUGAUGUUUAAUUACAAGUUAUUUUAGUAGCUGUGUGGUCUGCUAUUUACGCAAUAAAUGUUAUCUACAAAUUCUAAUACAUGGUGUCGAAUACUAUUUAUGUAUAAAUUGUAAUCUUAGUUAAAAAAAAUCUUACUUCAUUUUAAAUCAGAGCACUUUAUGGAUAAAUGAAGAUUGUAAAUUAAUGUUCUCAAAGUUUUAAAGUUGAAAAGUAUUUUUCAUAUCGUCAAAACAUGUUUGUAAUAUAUUUGUUAUAUUUAUGGAACACCACCAUUCUUUUUUAAGCCGCCUUUCCAGCAAAAUAGGUGGAACUGUGAUUUUAUAUCACAUGUGAUUGUCCCCUUUCUUCAAUUGUCAAACUAUUAGGUACUCAGUAUAUUUUUAUAAUGUGUAUAUAAAUAAAUUGUACACAUAACUUAAGUUUUUCUUUUUUACAUAAACGUUUAAAAAAUAAAACUUAAAACUCAAUAAAAUGUAAAUAGUAUUGAUACUUAAAUAUAUUUGUUAUAAUAAUAUUGUUUACAUUUUAUUGUUCUUUAAGCUUUAUCAAUUUUAUUUUUAACUUUAAUGUAAACAAGAGAAACUCUAGUAAAGUAUUUAUACAGUUUAUUUGCAUUAUAGUAAUAUAUUGAAUAACUAAUAGACUUUGAAAAUUUUAAUUAAAAUGUAAAAAGCUAUAUUUUACAGUUUUACACAGAAUAUAUAAAAAUAUUAUUCUAUGGUUGUAUUUCAAUAUGGUUGUUAAGUGAUAACGAAAAAAAUUCAAUGUGCCAAACUAUAGUUUCCAAUUUAUUUUAGAAAACCAGUUAAAAUCUGUUAUUUGUUAUUAAUCUAUUUACAUAAAUACAAAAUAGACAAAUUAAAUUAAAUAUCAUAAAAAUCGUUUUUUAAAUUUUAUAUUAAUGUUACUUUUUACAAAUAUUUACCUCUCACACUAGCUACUCUUUAUGGAAUUCAGAAUUUAGUGCCUUAGAGCAACUACCUUCCAAAGCCUAAAUAUGCUAGUCAAUAUUAACUUAAAAAAUAGUAUGUCUUGUAAUAUGUUUAAAAUAAAAUAUAGAAUGAUGGAGUGUUAUGAACUUAUUCAGCUUUACUCACUUUGACACUGAGUUUAUUGUAGUAUAAAUUAUUAUUUUUAUGUGAAAAUCGAUAAUUAUUAUAAUUUAAAAAAUACUUAUUUAUGAUGGUUUUUAUUGAGUUUUUUGUAAUUUAAUUUAAAUUUUUGUAAUAAAUUUAUUAAACUUGGAAAAUGAAAAUAUAACUAAUUUAAAGUAUAAUAGAACAUUAAACUUUUAAAUAUAUUUUGUUAUUGUUUUCAAAAAAUUAAAAUUACAUAAUAAUAAUAUGUAUAACAUACUAUAAUUGUAUUAUAAUUUUGUUUGGUAUCCUAUAGCCUAUGUUUAUAUUUUUAAUUGUAUUAUUUUUUUGUUUCAGUUAUUGUGAAUGACAGGGAAAAUUUUUUACUACGAUAUGUACAUAGACAACAUGAUAAAAAUGUAAAUUCAUAAUCUAUUCCAUGUUUGUAUUGUUUCAAUAAUAAAACAAAAUAAUAAUAUUAUUGGCUAUAACUGUAUAAUAAUGCAAUAAUUUUAACUUUUAGAAUGGAGGUAGAAAAAGGGAAUUUGUUGGAAUUGCCGAAGAUGACCAAGAACCUGGCCCAUCAUCUAGAAAGUGUCCUAGAGUAGAAACAGUUUUAUAA